CAAAAAAAUAAAAAAUUUCACAAAUCCAAAUAUUCAGGGAAAAAAAAAAAAAGGAAAAAACAAGCACACAAGCAAAUAGCCAACUAAUUUCCCUCGAAAUCAUCAUCACUCCCACCUAAAUCACAGUCAAUUCCUUCUCCCGAAUUCUAAGCCAAAUCUCUCUCUCUCUCUCUCUCUCUCUCUCAAGAGCUCUCAGCAAACUGAGACAAAAUGGCCGAAGAAAAAGAGUCAUCGUCGGUUCCUCUAAGUCAGGCUGAGAAUGGUAUUCUAGAUCCCGAAGAUCCAGCCAAGUCUCCUCCAAGCUCCCCCAAUUCCUCUACUCGUAAGGCUUGCUGCUUUGUUCUCCAAAGUUGGGUCUCAAAGAAGUUUAUGACUGGAUGUGUAGUUCUUUUUCCUGUUGCUGUUACGUUCUUUGUUACAUGGUGGUUUAUUCAGUUUGUUGAUGGUUUCUUCAGUCCACUCUAUGCUCAGCUUGGCAUCGACAUCUUCGGACUUGGAUUUGUCACAUCCUUACUUUUUGUAUUCUUUGUUGGUGUUUUUGUUUCAUCGUGGAUGGGUGCCACUGUUUUCUCGCUUGGAGAAUGGAUCAUAAAGAAAAUGCCUUUUGUUAAGCAUAUCUACUCUGCCUCCAAACAAAUUAGUGCUGCAAUUUCUCCAGACCAGAAUACCACAGCUUUUAAAGAGGUGGCAAUUAUCCGUCACCCACGUGUUGGCGAAUAUGCAUUUGGGUUUAUUACAUCAACUGUCACCCUUCAGAGAGAUAAUGAAGAUGAGGAGUUGUGUAGUGUUUUUGUCCCAACAAAUCAUCUAUACAUAGGCGAUAUAUUUCUUGUAAACUCCAAAGAGAUCAUAAGACCAAAUCUGUCUAUUCGAGAAGGCAUAGAGAUAAUUGUUUCUGGGGGUAUGUCAAUGCCCCAAAUCAUUUCUCCUCAACAAAGGAUUGCCCAGCAGAUUGAGAAAAUUCCGUUGAACAGAAUAAAGUGAUUGCAUCAAACUGAGACGUUUCUGGUAAUUUUAUGUGCCAUGAUGUAUGAAGCAUCAAAGUGUUCUCUGUUCGCUGGAAUGAUGAGAUUAGGGUUGUUCAUAGCAGUAGGCUUUUAGAGGAAAUAUUAUGCUAUUUUCAGUUUUGUAGUUAUACUCACAUUGGGAAGUGCAUUUGUAUACCAUAUGAUUAAAUGAUGUAUCGUCUAUGUUUAUUUAGACAAAAAGGGCUGGAGUCUCAAUGACAUGAUUCUUUACG
Molecule: messenger RNA, 1240 nt
Organism: Prunus mume (Japanese apricot)
Lineage: Eukaryota; Viridiplantae; Streptophyta; Magnoliopsida; Rosales; Rosaceae
Product: protein LIKE COV 2-like
Cellular component (GO): Golgi apparatus
Source: RefSeq, a predicted model, not a curated record